AGCAGUUUUUUUGCGUAUGUUUGCGGAAGUAAAAUGCUUUUGCCUACGCUGGUGUUGUGUCGCAAUCGGUGGCCUAGCCAAAACUGUGACCACCAGGGGUUGCGAAAUGUUCGGUUCUACAAUUAGCUAAAUGUAUGCUACUAGAAUCUAGUACAUUUAACGUUAACUAGAUGGUAGAAAAUGAGCUUAGAUGCUACAACUCUUUUGCUACUGCCAUUCAACUGUGAUAACAUUUUAAAAAGAUUAAACAUGGUUCAAAUGUAACUUAUUACCUUUGAACAGUGUUGUCAUACAACUGUCUAUCAAUGACGCUGCUGAUUUGUUUGGAACUUUUCUGCGGCAUAUUGGAAAAAAAACGUCUCAUCGAAGGCAAUGGAGUUGAGCAACUCUUCCUAUCUAUGGCUCUGAGACGGACUAAGUAGCUGGCUUAGCUAGCUAGCACUAUGCUAACGCACGCUUAAUAUUAGUACUUAGCUUGCUAGUUAGUGGAUACUGGAUACAUUUAGUUUUGUAGUCUACUGUAGUCUGACGUCAUCUACUUCACGAGCGCCUCAAGUAAAGAAACUGCACAGAGGUGUGAAUAAAACUACGGUUUGGCGCGAAGACGUGUCCUGUCUACGUCAGACACGAGAUGGAAAGCGGGUGUCAGUGUUCCCUGAGCGAGGCGCUAGAAGAUGUCUCUCAGCAAGGCUACGCUCAGUCAGUGGCCUUCCAGGAGAAACAGCAAACUCUCAGCUGUCUGCAGGCCACGCUGGCAGAUGUAACCCAGGAAGGGGAGGAAGCUGGGAUGGAGCUGAGAUCUGUCAGCAGGCAAGUGCUCCUGGUGGAGGGAGAGAUAGAGCUGCUGCAGAGACACAUGGACACCCUCACCUCCAGCUCCCUGUCUGUCCACAACCUGAACACCCAGCUGGGCUUGCAGAUACAGGAGCAUGAGGGGCACUUUCACCUGGACCUGGCAGGGUACAACACCUAUAGAAACAAUAUGGAGGGCCACAAGGCAGCCGUGCUGCGGGCAGAGAGCCUGACAAAGGGUCACAGGGAGCUGGAGGAGACCAGGGCGAAGGUUCAGGCGCUGAUGCAGAAACAGGAGGAGCUGAGCACUGACCUGAGGAACCCAGAGGGCGUGGCUGUGAGGCAGGAGCAGAGAGAGAUUGAUGAAGUGAAGGAUCAGAUCUCAGGCCUCAGAAAGACCAUGAGUCAGCAGAGAGAGUUACUCCUCAGGGAGUUUGAGAGUCACUCAUGCAUAAAGAAACAAAUAGAGAUCCAGACCAGGCGCUACGAAGCCAUAGUGAAGCGUCUGCACUGCCAGCUGAAGAAGGCCCAGGCAAGCCACAGCCAGGUGACUGUUGACAUCCAGCACCUGCAGGGACAGGUGGACACACUCAGGACACAACUGGAGACAUCGGAGGUGGAUCCCCUCCUGACUGACCCUCCAGAGAGCGUCCUGGAGAGAUUCUAACACCAAGGACCAUGGGCAUUGUUUUCUAGUGUGGUUGCGCCCCAAUCAGAGUGUGUGACAGUUAGAGAUGAUAGCAACACAAUGGUUUACCUUAGUGAGAGAUGAUGGCCUCAGGAAGAAUCCACAAUCCUUCAGCAGUGUUGAAGCCUGUUCUGCUCUGCUGGUGCUCAUGAUGACUUGAACUCAUCUCAUAACAAAAGACUGUGACACGCCCUCUGCUCUUGUUAAUGAUGUUAUAUAAGCUGUGCUACCUGAGGGAGCCCUGGGAGGGUUGCUCAGUCAGUUGUCAGUGUAAUGUCAGUUUCUGUGUUGACGUGUGGGACUGUGUUUGGCCAGUCAGUUGUCAGUGUAAUGUCAGUUUCUCUGUUGACGUGUGGGACUGUGUUUGGCCAGUCAGUUGUCAGUGUAAUGUCAGUUUCUGUGUUGACGUGUGGGACUGUGUUUGGC
Hypomesus transpacificus is the source of this 1906-nucleotide messenger RNA. Its product is annotated as coiled-coil domain-containing protein 122-like. The record is from RefSeq and is a predicted model, not a curated record. The transcript is spliced from 6 exons. Bases 632 to 1459 code for a protein of 275 amino acids. Lineage: Eukaryota; Metazoa; Chordata; Actinopteri; Osmeriformes; Osmeridae.